Messenger RNA from Girardinichthys multiradiatus, 2317 nucleotides. RefSeq lists its product as uncharacterized. Bases 1 to 846 code for a protein of 281 amino acids. NCBI's taxonomy places the organism in Eukaryota, Metazoa, Chordata, Actinopteri, Cyprinodontiformes, Goodeidae. The record is from RefSeq and is a predicted model, not a curated record. Gene Ontology annotation, biological process: response to bacterium. The transcript has 3 exons.
AUGUGGCUGUACACAAUUCUCUGUGGAGUCUGUCAUUUGCCAGCUGUGAUCCAUUCAGGAUCAGUCAAACAAGACAGUGGUGUGAGAUCUGCCACUGUAGGGGAAAAUAUUGUGCUAUGUUGUUUCCAUGACAGCCAGUCAGCAAUGCACUUCUCCUGGUAUCGCCAAACAUUAGGAGACAGACCUGAACUCUUGUCUAACAUUUACAAAUAUGAUGAACCAUCUAAAGUCUUCCACUGGUUGGAAAAUAAUCCCCGUUUCUCUGUGGAAAGAAGUGAAGGAAUUAAUCAUUUACACAUUUCUGAGGUCCAGCUCUCAGAUUCAGCAACAUACUACUGUGGAAGUUCCCACUCCAACACUGUGGAGUUUGGGGAAGGGGUCUUUUUGAGUGUUGAAGGAACAAACCAUCUGGAAAUCAUCCAAGAGCCAGCAUUUGAGACAGCCCAGCCUGGCAACUCUGUAACGUUUCAUUGUACAGUAGGCACCAGAACCUGUAAAGAAGAACACAUUAUCCACUGGUUCUGGCAUGGAAUUUACCAAGCAGUACUCCACACACACAGAAAUCACAGUGGAAUUAUCUCUGCUCAGCACCACUAUUCACAGAGUUGUGUCUACCAUUUACAGAAGAACAACGUGAGCUUAUCUGAUGCAGGAACCUAUUACUGUGUUGUUGCCUCCUGUGGAAAGAUGCUGUUUGGUAGUGGAAGCAAGCUAAUCAUCAAACACAAUGCUGAAGAUCAGGUUUCCCAAAUAGUAAUCUUUGUUUGGCUGUCAGUGUUCAGAAGUGGCAUUCUGUUGUUUUUUGUGAUUAUUUGUCUUUUUAUUUUUGUCAGAAAGACCCAAUAAGCCCAGUGUGCAUGUUGGGUGGUAUGGUUUUACAUCACAGCCACUAAUUAACUCUUCGGAAGACACAAAUUAUGUGAGAGAAGUUAUAAUGAGAAUUUUGAUCUACUACUGCUUAUGUAGUUUCAUUUUUUAAACUGUACUGUGCUGUGCUUGAAAUUUUAUGUUUUAUAACCUUUUAACACAAUGUCUGUGUUGGCAUCAUAUUAUUUUCACUUCUGCAUCUAGAAGAGUCUGUGACUUUAAUUCGACUGCAAAUAAAAGAAGACAGCAAUCACUUAUCAACUUAGUCAUCAUGUGAAAUUUAUUUUAAAAACUGUAUUAACUCUGACUAUCAAUAAAGGAUUGGUCUCCAAAGUGUUUCUGUCUCUUACAGUCCUUGGUCCAGGUACAUCAUGUAUGUAGACAAGGUAUGUUUUUAUUUAUUUAUUGCAGUAAACAACAAGUUUGAAUUGUCAAUGCUAAACAUAACGGUUUAGAUGUAGUCUGGAAAAGUACAGAAUUUGAUUUCUGUAUUUUCCAAGUUUGGAUAAGUAUGAAAAAAAAUAGAAAAAUUGAAAAAUAUCUAUAUUUCUAGAUUUUAUUCCCUAUCCUAUAGCCUAAACAUUCCUUCCUCCCUUCUUUCCUCACUUUCAUCAUUUAUUCCUUCCUACCUUUUGUCUCUCCUUCCUUCUUUCCUACCUACUUUGUGGAAUUUCCUCUUUUUUUCCCCUUUGUUCUGAACUCAUUCACACCCCUCUUUUUUAGCUCCCGCCCUCUACCUGUCUUCUUCCUUUCUUUCUAAUUUCCUUCCUUGUCUUCUUUUUAUCCUUUCUUUUUUCAGUCCUUCCCUUCUUGUGUCCUACCUACUUUUCAUCCUUCUUCCCUGUGCCAAACUUUCUUUCCUUCAUACACAUCCUAUCCCUUGUGAAUAUAAUUUUUACUCUCUGGAUUUUGCUGGUUUCUUACUUAAAGCCUGUUACAGAGCGUAAAAAUCAUCCAGUAAUUUAUUGUAACAGGUAAGCAGGUAAAAAGAACAAAAAUAGCACAAUAUUAAAAAAACUGGCAGACAAUUUGCUAAUGACUGUGUAAUUGUCAGACUUUUUAAAAUUGAUGAGGUCAGUCAUGGUCAUAUUUGUUGAUUAAAUUUGUUGACUUAUUAGAUAUGUAUAUAUUGUUUUACAGCUUAAUGUCCCUAAGAUCAUGUUCAGACCUGAUUUUAACAUGCAUCUUGGCUGAAAUGACUUCAUCAAUAAAAUCCCGGAAUGUGAGAAAACGUUUUUUGGGGGAUUAUGAAGGAAGUUUCCAACAAGUAAACAUAAAGUAGAAAAAUGUCUGUUUUUACUAGAUUACAGAUAGCUGUAUAAUUGUUUUGGCAACAGCUGUUCUAUACUGAAGUUGUUUUUGUUUAAAGAUCUGUCCAGUGAACUGCUUGAUGUGGAAGUCAUGUGAGUUCAGUGAGUAGGCAUAUUCCUCCAUUGUGUUUUGCUUUGAG